Molecule: messenger RNA, 489 nt
Organism: Saccharomyces cerevisiae S288C
Lineage: Eukaryota; Fungi; Ascomycota; Saccharomycetes; Saccharomycetales; Saccharomycetaceae
Gene: HED1
Product: Hed1p
Exons: 1
Coding region: 1-489 (162 amino acids)
Cellular component (GO): chromosome; nucleus
Source: RefSeq, marked reviewed
AUGCAACAAAGAUCAAAUAGGAGAAGCUGCUCCUAUAUACCACUCGGGGUACAUAAUAAUGCCGAAAAGAGCUUGUGCACCGAAGUUGCUCCAGCAAGAAAGAACAAAAGGUCUAUUACGACUUCUCCCAUAGUCAACAUCAACGUUGUAGAAAGAAGACUGUUUAAUUUGGAAUUGGAAAAACAACAACUUCGUGCCAAAAAUCUGUCUGAGAACACAGGUGGCGGAAGCCCCAAUGGGGGUGCUUAUCUGGACGCCAAAAAAGGAGUAAGAGAACAAGAUCAAUACCAAGGAGGUCCCUCGAAAGAGCUUGACAGGCUACAACCACCACCUUCAAUGAAGAAAAGCCCUCCAAGGAAGAAGAAGAGCCUAAAGGACUUGAUAUAUGAAACGAACAAGACAUUCUAUCAGGUGGAUUCUAACAAGGUUAAAUAUAAGGUAGGUCUAUCCAAGAAACAGCUAUUACCAUCCAAAACGGUAGACAACUAA